GUAACUAUUUCACCAUAGUCCCACCCUUCCAGACAAAAUGAGCAUUUAACUUUUGCGAUGUUAACAUCUUCCCGCCUGGCCUAUAGCAGAUUGAUGGCCGGGUGGGACACUUGCCGUUGUGACUGGGUGUCCACGCAGUACACAGCCAAUGACAUAUCACUACACCUGCCAGUGUCGUGUGAUCACUGUGACCAAUCACAGCGGAUCAUAUGUCGAUUGUAUACAAUGGAUGGUUUCAUGUCAUGCCAUUCAUUGUAUACAAUUAUGUUGUUAGCUGUGACUGGUCAAGGCAGUCACAUGAUACAGACAGGGCCAAUCACAGCCCAUCUGUAUAAUGUGAUCAGCUUUGCCCAAUCACAGCUAAUCACAACAAAAGACUGA
Molecule: messenger RNA, 381 nt
Organism: Staurois parvus
Lineage: Eukaryota; Metazoa; Chordata; Amphibia; Anura; Ranidae
Source: the annotation of a GenBank genome assembly